Molecule: messenger RNA, 276 nt
Organism: Drosophila persimilis
Lineage: Eukaryota; Metazoa; Arthropoda; Insecta; Diptera; Drosophilidae
Product: 39S ribosomal protein L33, mitochondrial
Exons: 3
Coding region: 44-238 (64 amino acids)
Biological process (GO): translation
Cellular component (GO): mitochondrion
Source: RefSeq, a predicted model, not a curated record
UUUUAGCCGUUUUUUCUAUAUAAAAUCAAAUUAUUGACUCAAAAUGCGCCUCACCAAUGUCCUAUUCAAGAAGGUGAAGAGCAAACGCAUCAUGGUCGUGCUGGAGAGCGUGGUCAGCGGGCAUCAGUACAAUGCGUUCCGCGAACGCCUGGCCGAGAAGAUCGAGGUGAUACGCUUCGAUCCGUACAUUCAACAGGAUAGCCUAUACCGCGAGCGCAAGAGAAUCCGCAGCGCCUGAACAUGUAGAAUAAAUAAAUGUUACACCACACAAACACA